Grosmannia clavigera kw1407 is the source of this 351-nucleotide messenger RNA. RefSeq lists its product as uncharacterized. NCBI's taxonomy places the organism in Eukaryota, Fungi, Ascomycota, Sordariomycetes, Ophiostomatales, Ophiostomataceae. The coding region runs from base 1 to 351 and encodes 116 amino acids. The transcript is spliced from 2 exons. The record is from RefSeq and is a predicted model, not a curated record.
AUGGCCGGCAGUUGGCGGAGGUGGAGGCGGUGGAGGGGGAAGAGAGGCGUCUGGGCUUGGGACGGCAUCUGGGCGACGCCAAAGCCGCUGCCCGACUGCUUUGCAUAUGCGCCGUUGCCGAUCGGCUCAAUGUCAAACUCGUCGUCCGAGUCCAUCUCGUCCACCACACCCGUUCGGAUGCCCAGAAUCUCUAGCAUCCGCGCCGUCGUUCCGCCAAAGAUGAUCACCGUCAGCACCACCACCACCAGCACCGUCGCCUUGAGCGCAUAUGUGUCCUUGCCCGUCAGCAGCGCCGCCAGCGCCACGCCCACCGCUCCGCGCAGCCCGGCCCAGAAGAGCAUCGCCUGGUAG